UUAAUUCAUUUCAGAAAAGCUGUCUCUGAUAUAGCCUGAGUGCGUGCAAGAGAGAAGCAAGAUGCCUCACACCAGAGACUCUUCAUCUCCAACUAACAGUGCAGGGAGCAGAGCUUCCUAUGAAACACCAGCGUUAUCAGACCUCCAGCGGCUCUUUUGGUUCAGAGGAGGGUCUGAUAAUCACGUGGACCAAGUCUGGCCAAAUAUUUACCUGGGAGAUGCGUGGGCUGCUAGGAGCAAAACUACUCUUCAAAGCCUCAACAUUACUCAUAUCCUUAAUGCAGCAGAUGGGCCAUACAGCAUCAACACAGGAGCCAAAUAUUACAAAGAUCUGCAAAUAGAGUACUACGGAAUAGAAGCAUUUGACGAUCCUUCCUUUGAUUUAAGUAUCUUCUUCUACGAUGCUGCCAAUUUCAUAGGCAAAGCCUUAAACACUUCAGGAGGUAAGGUGUUUGUUCAUUGUGCCAUGGGGGUGAGCCGCUCUGCGUCCUUAGUGCUUGCCUUUUUAAUGAUCCAUGAAAACAUGACACUUGUGGAUGCUCUGAAAACAGUGAGCGCUCACAGAGACAUCUGCCCAAAUUCAGGGUUCCUGAGCCAGCUCCGGGACUUGGACAUUCAACUAAAUGAAGAGAGGAAAGGAACCAGAGCAUAUGCUACCAAAGAGCUGUAAGAAAGUAUUGCUGAAACAGAGGGGACAAAAUUUGACUUUCCUGUAUCUCUUUUAAAUUAAUUGCGUUUGUAAACUAAGGAUGCAAGUUUAUGAUAGACCAGAAUGCACGUUAUUACUAAAAGUAGAUUUGACUUGAUCUUUCCAUUUUGCAAAGCCCUCCUAGAUUAUAGUUACGAUUGGUUGUAUAUCGUAUCCUUCACUCUCCACCUUAAAACAUUGCUCUCUG
Messenger RNA from Pelecanus crispus (Dalmatian pelican), 896 nucleotides. Its product is annotated as dual specificity protein phosphatase 13B. Gene Ontology annotation, biological process: negative regulation of MAPK cascade; protein dephosphorylation. The record is from RefSeq and is a predicted model, not a curated record. NCBI's taxonomy places the organism in Eukaryota, Metazoa, Chordata, Aves, Pelecaniformes, Pelecanidae. Gene Ontology annotation, molecular function: MAP kinase phosphatase activity; protein tyrosine/serine/threonine phosphatase activity. Gene Ontology annotation, cellular component: cytoplasm.